AUGAGCGCCACACCUGUUGAGGAGCCUCCUGCCCAGGAGCCACCUUCCCAGGAGCCCUUUUCCCAGGAGACAUCUGCCCAGGAAAGAUCCUCUGGCAGUGGGCAGACGUUACCCUUUAGAGCCCUGCAGCCAAUCUCUGACCCCUCAGCUUCUAAAAGAGUAUGUUUCUACAAAAGCGGUGACUAUAAGUUCAGUGGGCAUCGCAUGGUCAUCAAUGCCCGCACCUUCAAGUCAUUUGAUGCCCUCCUGGACGCUCUGUCAAAAAAAGUGCCUCUGCCAUUUGGAGUGAGGACCAUCACCACACCUCGUGGGACCACUGUGGUUAAGACUUUAGAUGACUUACAUGACGGGGGAUCGUAUGUGUGUUCUGACCAGAGACGGGUGAAGCCGAUAAACCUGGAAGAAGUGAACCGGCGGCAGGUACCAUGGAAUACCACCAGACCCCCCAGCGCAGGGCGAAAAAGGCGACAAGGAUCCAGGCUUGGUCCGUUAAGAAGAAGAAAUGAUGUUGUCACCAACAUUGUCCCAAAGAGGGUGACCGUAAGGACACCAAAGAGGCUUGUGGUCAUCAAAAAUAAGGACCCCAAUGUUAAACGCACAAUCGUGUUGCAGAGAAAAACAGCACCAACAUUCGAUGCUUUACUCGACUACCUCUCCCAGAGCCUGCUGUUCCCAGUGCUGAAACUCUUCUCUACGGAUGGCAGAAGAAUUGAUGGUCUUGCAGGACUUAUUCUGUGCUCUGGAGUUGUUGUAGCAGCAGGCAGUGAGCCUUUCAGAUUAGGAAACUACAGUUCUCAAGGAGCUGGCCAGAUGGCUCAAAUAAUGUACAUGGAUCCUGUGGAACCCUCUGUGUUGCAGCCCGGAACUGACAACAACAAAUCUUUCUCGAGUGGAAGAGGCUCAAGGAAUUUUUCCCUAUCAUCAGAGAGAUAUAUUGUCAACCAGAUAAACAAGUCCAUAAAUGGAAGCACAAACGGUCCCUUGAAUCAGCACAACCGAUCAUUUGAAACAGAGGUCGAACAUCAUCCCACAUCCAAGGACAAAUGUGGAGCUGGGAUGGCUGAUAAUGACUCUCAUACUCGCAUUGUACCUCAUGAUGAUGACAUUGAAAAGUCUUUCCGUGUCAAUCAAGACGGCAGCAUGACAGUGGAGAUGAAAGUUCGACUGACAAUUAAAGAACAGGAGAUGCUCCACUGGACUACAACGCUCAGCCGCUCAAGCCUUAGGAAUGGGACAGUUAGUGCCUCGGUAUCUGAGCCGGGCAACAGCUCACCUGACUCAAACAACACCGUUGCCAAAGAGUCCUCUAGCGUCAGUGAAGAUGAAUCAAAAGAGAAGAACCAUACUUCUAAGAUUGGAAAGGGAGUUGGCUUUAAUGCUGAGCAAGCAUGUGAAGGCUACAAUUCUACGGCUUUUAGAAAAACUGGUGUCAAACGAACUCUUACACCAGGUCCUCUGCGCGUUACGAAGAGAGCGUCUCUUGAGAGUGUAAAGACGGUGACAGAAUCGGGAGUUCAGGAAAACACCAUGGGACAUUAUUCCUACAUAGAGAGGACAGCUGAUGGUGAGACGACUGAGGAAUACUGCGUUUUAAAACACAGCAGCAGCAGCAGCAACAGGCUAAUUCCAAGACCUAGGCAAACAAAGUCUUCAGAAGCAAGCAGCAAAGGCUCGCCCUCCUCCAUCAGUUCGUCAGGAGUAGCCGAGGUGCUUCAGAUACAGAGUAACGGGAUGGAGGUCACAGAGACUGUGAUGCAUAUUUAUGAGAGUCAACCCUGCUACGACAACUAUUUUGCAAAUGACGAAUAUAGCACAGACGGCGGGCCUUUGCAUGGCUCUCCUCCAGAGGCAGAAAGCAAACCGUCAUCCAGCAAUGAUUGUGAUAUUGAUUUUAGCGGGCAGCCACACACCUCUAACUCACUACAAAGACAGAAAGAGGAGAUGUUAUCAUUGUCUUCAGAGCCAAUAACUUCAAGAAGUGAGAUUACUGCAACAAACUCCCAAAUACAGGAAAGAGCAAAAAAAGGCAGUACUCCUAAAAGAGAGACAAAGAAAAAGACAAGUAAAACUGCUCAGAAUCCGAAGAGUUCCACUUCAACAAGUGGUUCGGACAAAAAGCAAAAAGAAAGCAUAGUUAGCCCCCCAAAAGAUAGCAAACAUUCAUCUACAGACAAGCAGAGCAGCAAUACAAGUGUGGUCAGAAAUACUCUGAGUUCAUCUGAAAGUGCUAAAAGUGGACAAAAGAGUAAAGGAACAGAAAAGCCUCAAAUUAAGAAAGUGGGUAAGGGUGAAACAAAGCCUGGGAAAGAGCAAGCUUCAUUAUUUGACAAUGAAAAUGUGAGAAAGACCCCGUCUAAGAGACAAAACACAAGUAAAACAGCUGCUAAAUUUAAUGGCCAUAAUGUAGAUACUCCAACUGUGAGGCCUCAAAUGAAGAAGAACAUCUCAGACAUUUUUCAACCAAAGAAAGCACUGGUGCCAGUCCGAAAGACAAUAAGCAAGGCAAAAUCCAUGAAUGAAAAAAACUUUCCAUCAUCUAAAAAGUCUUUAGUGGUAAAUGAGAGUUUUUCAGUACCUACUGUCAGUCCUUCACCCACUGAAAUCCACCAAUAUGUUGAGAACUGGUUAGAGAAAGUCAGCCCAGACCCUGUGCCAUACACUGAGGAGGAACUCACAGAGCCUCGGACAAAGGUCGUGUUUCAGAUCGGCGAUGAUUCUGAUUCCGAUGAAAAGAAUGAAUGCCAGGCAAAUCCAGAUGGGUCGCCAAGUGAUGACAUCGAGAAAUCAGUUUCUUGUCUAUCAGUACCAUAUUUGAAUGAAGCUACAGCUCAGCGGCACAAUGAAAAACCUCUAAGAGGGCUGUGUGCUUCAAUGCCCAGUGUUAGAGUGGAUCUUGUGUCCAACGAGAACAGAUUGAGACCAAACAAAUCUGCAGCAAUCCUCGGAACAGUUGACAAUGAAUCACAUUCAUCGACACCCGAGGGUUUGGACACAAAGGCAAACAUAGUACCUCUCCUGCGGGAACUUUACUCUUCGAUUCACUGCCUCAAAAGUGCAUCUGAAACCAACGUAACAUCCAACCUAGAAAGGUCCAGCAGUCUUCCUGAUUUCUCAAAACAAGUGGCUGGAGUGUUUGGCUCGUCAUGUAAAGCCUUUGUAUCAUUCUUAUCAGUGAUGACUCUACGAGACAACCAAAAAACAUCAGCGCCGAGAGAUGGCAACCAAUCGAGCACCUCGGAGGCCUUGCUGAUGUUGGAGUCACUGCAAAGAAUUUCCGCUACCGAGGACGAGGGAGGGCUGAGGGCAAGUUUGACGGAUCUGCACAGCAGAACAUCUUCUACCUUCAGAGAACGCUGGAAGGAUUUCCAGAUUAUGAGAGAAAGACUAGAAAGUGAACCAAUAUCUGUCAAAGCUUCAGAGACAGAAUUUGCGCUGGAUCUUUCUUCUGAAGGAGGGGAUGCGUUCGAAGAUAUUGAAGAGCUAAUGGAUGAGUUGAAUAUGCCACAAGACCUCAGAGCAGAGAUUUCUUCAACAAUCCACCAAACUAAACGUUUUUACCCUGUAGAGGAGAGCACCUUUGUAGAAACUGAAAGAAAACAGUCAGACUCUGAGGAGGAUGUUGAACAAUUUGUUCAAGAAUGCAACGAAGUAACACAAGAAUCACCAGAGCCUGAUACUAACUCCAUAGCUGAGGACAGUUCUCAGAGAAAACAGGGUCAUGAUGUUGCAAAGAUAGGUACCUUGCAAUCACUGUUUUAUUCUGAACAUGCCAAGGUGAGAACCAAGUCAGAGAAAGAACCUGAUCAAGAUUCAGAAAUAUCACAGACAGAUGAGCACUUCACAGAUGAAGGAAAGGAGGAAGAGGAAGAAGUAGAGGUGGAGAGGGAGCUCACGAAUGACAGUGAAGACACUGAAAAGGGAGAAAGGGACGAGGCAGAAGUGGGGGCAGUGACAGUAGUGGGUGAUGAAGAGGAGAAAGAAUCAGAAGUGAGAAAAGGGUGUUCAGAGGAAGAGGAGGAAGUUGAGGAAGGGACAGAGAACCAUAUGACAGUGGACGAGGAGGAAGAGGAGGAGACAUUAGAAGACAUUCAAGAAACAAGAGAGGAUGAUACUGUUGAGGAAACAGAUGAGAGAGAGGGUGAAGGGGAGACAGAGGAAGAGGGGGAGGAGGAGGAGGGGGUUGAUGAGGAAGAGAGGGGGGAGGAAUGGAUAACUGAAGAGAGGCAAGGGGAAGAGAUUGAAGAAGAGGCAGAUGGGGUUAUUGAGGAGUCGGAUAAAGGAGAGGAAGCAGAACAUAGAUUUGAAGAGAUGGAGGAAGAGGAGGAAGAAGAAGAAGCAACAGACUCAGUUACUGUGGAAGAUGUAGAGGAGGGGGUUAUACAGGAGGGGGGGGAGGAGGAGGAAGAGGAGGAAGAGGAGGAAGAAGAAGAAGCAACAGACUCAGUUACUGUAGAAGAUGUAGAGGAGGGGGUUAUACAGGAGGAGGGGGAGGAAGAGGAGGAAGAGGAAGAAGCAACAGACUCAGUUACUGUGGAAGAUGUAGAGGAGGGGGAAGAAGACCACAUCGAAGUGGUAAGCGAGGAAAACAAUGAGGAGGAAGAUGAGGGGGGGAAAGAUAGAUCUCAACAGACGGUGGAGGAUGGUGAGGAAGAAACAUGUGACGAGGGUGAGGAGAGCAUGAACGAGUUAAAAGAAACUAGUCUCGAGGAAGAAUCCGAGGAAGAGAAAGACGUUGUGGAGGAGAUUGAAGAACAUAUAAGAACAGAGCAAAUGCUCGAUGAAGAGGAGAGGGAAGAUGAUGAAGAAGAUGAUAGUAAUGCGGUACAUGAGGGGGUUGAGGUGCUGGAGGAAAAUGCUACUGAUGAAGCAGACAUUAUUGCUGUGGACAGAGAUUGUAAAAACCUGCUAGAGGAGGCCUCGUAUUUGCUGUCGCAGAGCAGCUGUGAUGAAGCACAUGCAGAUUCAAAGGUAACAGAAGCUAACACUGAAUCAUCAACCAAACAUUCCUCUGAGGGCCGGUGUGAGGAUGAUAAAGGUAAUGGGACAGACACUGUUCAUGAACUUGAAACCGACGAGGGAGGGGAGCCUCAGGAACACCCAGUGGAGAUAUCACAGGAAUUGCUUGACUUUGUUAACAACGCCCUGAAGUGCUCUUCACUUAAAUUCACGUACGACACUCUGGGGAAAAUCAGGAUCGAGCCAGAUAAUGCUAGAGUAACACAAACUAAAACUGUUGUCCCAAUAUAUAACAAGGAUCCUUCAUAUGGCUUAAAGCGUCUGCCAUCCCCCACCACCUCAGAUUUGUCCGAUUACAGGCCAGAAUCGUCGGAGAGUGGUGGAUAUAAAACUCAAGAUUCGGUAGAUAUUGUCACAGAGAGCGGAGAAGAGGUUUCUCCAGGCUGCACCCCUGAGGGGAGAACACAUGUCAAGGGAGCCAACUCCGACCUUUCUGUUCACAGUAAUAUAGAAGUUUCGCCGAAUUCUCAAAUAAAAAGUGUGGGAAGUUCAUCCUCUGAUAUCUCAGGCAGUAAAAUCUCAAAGGAGGACCUGUCGUAUUUCAGUGCUGGAAGCUCACAAAAGGUCGACGCUGAUAAUGCCGCAGAGUGCAUGUCUUCAACGCCGCAGAAGGACUCACCUGAAGGGGUUUUGAUCGACCAAGGUAGAUGGCUGCUCAAAGAGAAUCACCUCAUCCGAAAAUCUCCUCCAGUCUUGCUGGGAAUGUACGGUGAGUUAGAUAGCACGUCUAUCGACACAGGUGACGAAAACAAUUGCGCGGAUGUCCCGUCCCAGCAAGACCUUCUUGCAGCCAUUUCCUCAUCAGAGCUCGAGGAGAUGGCGAAGCCUCUAACUCCAAAGUGCACCUACUACAACAUGCCACAUGGAAGCGAUUCUGACCCCUUUUUGGAGGAUUUCAGUGAACAAAGUAGGGGGAAAGAUGCAAGCAGUGACAAAGGGAGAGGCUUCAGGGUAUCACCUACAAUUGACACUUCCAGAACCUGGACCAGAAAAAAUGGUAGUCUUUCUUCAUUUGCAUCAGUUGAGUUUAAAUAUCCAGACAGAAAAGUCCAUCCUGAGGGAGAGUCCUCGGCUGGGACAAUGGCAAGACCGACCUCUAGUGGAGGAGGGAAUGUAUUGCAGGCACAGGACUCCCUUGACAGACUACGAAUGAGAUGUGGCGAAUACUGUCCCAUACUAUAG
Messenger RNA from Trematomus bernacchii (emerald rockcod), 6198 nucleotides. It is a transcript of the gene rp1, whose product is annotated as oxygen-regulated protein 1. Gene Ontology annotation, biological process: retina development in camera-type eye; axoneme assembly; intracellular signal transduction. NCBI's taxonomy places the organism in Eukaryota, Metazoa, Chordata, Actinopteri, Perciformes, Nototheniidae. Gene Ontology annotation, cellular component: axoneme. The transcript has 4 exons. Bases 1 to 6198 code for a protein of 2065 amino acids. The record is from RefSeq and is a predicted model, not a curated record.